Messenger RNA from Melanotaenia boesemani (Boeseman's rainbowfish), 3651 nucleotides. RefSeq lists its product as uncharacterized. The record is from RefSeq and is a predicted model, not a curated record. The coding region runs from base 1 to 3651 and encodes 1216 amino acids. The transcript is spliced from 21 exons. Lineage: Eukaryota; Metazoa; Chordata; Actinopteri; Atheriniformes; Melanotaeniidae. Gene Ontology annotation, molecular function: ubiquitin-protein transferase activity.
AUGCUGAGGAGAAAACAGGUGGAGGUCCACUGCCACCACCGUUCACAGAGACUGAGGAGAAAACAGGUGGAGGUCCACCGCCACCACCGUUCGCAGAGGCUCUGGAGAAAAACAGGUGGAGGUCCACCUCCACCACCGUUCACAGAGACUGAGGAGAAAAUAGGUGGAGGUAAACUACCACUACCACCACCAAUCAGAGAGAUUGAGGAGAAAAAAGUUGGAGGUCCACCACCACCACAGUUCAGUGAGGCUGAAGAGAAAACAAGUGGAGGCCCACCACCGCCAGCUUUCACAGAAGCUAUGGAGAAAACAGAGAGAUUGAGGAGAAAACAGGUGGAGGUCCACUGCCACCACUGUUCACAGGGGCUGAAGAGAAAACCGGUGCAAGUUCACCUCCACCACCGUUCACAGGGCCUGAGGAGAAAACCGGUGCAAGUUGACCUCCACCAUCGUUCACAGAGGCUGAGAAGAAAACAGGUGGAUGCCCACCACCACCAGCUUUCACAUAGGCUUUGGAGAAAACAGGUGGAGGUUCCACUACCACCACCGUUCAGAGAGGCUGAGGAGAAAACAGGUGGAGGUCCAUCACCACCACCGUUCCGAGAGAUUGAGGAGAAAACAGAUGUAGGUCCACCACCACCACCAUUCACAAAGACUAAAGUGAAAACAGGUGGAGGUCCACCGCCCCCACAGUUCAGAGAGGCUGAGGAGAAAACAGGUGGAGGCCCACCACCGCCAGCUUUCACAGAGAUAGAGGUGAAAACAGGUGGAGGUCCACUACCACCACUACUGAGGAGAAAACAGGUGGAGGUCAACUACCACUACCACCACCGUUCAGAGAGGCUGAGGAGAAAACAGGUGGAGGUCCACUGCCACCACUGUUCACAGGGGCUGAAGAGAAAACCGGUACAAGUUCACCUCCACCACCGUUCACAGGGCCUGAGGAGAAAACCGGUGCAAGUUGACCUCCACCAUCGUUCACAGAGGCUGAGAAGAAAACAGGUGGAUGCCCACCACCACCAGCUUUCACAUAGGCCUUGGAGAAAACAGGUGGAGGUUCCACUACCACCACCGUUCAGAGAGGCUGAGGAGAAAACAGGUGGAGGUCCAUCACCACCACCGUUCCGAGAGAUUGAGGAGAAAACAGAUGGAGGUCCGCCACCACCACCAUUCACAAAGACUAAAGAGAAAACAGGUGGAGGUCCACCACCACCACCAUUCACAGGGGUUAAGGAGAAAACAGGUGGAGGUCCACCACCACCACCGUUCACAGGCGUUAAGGAGAAAACAGGUGGAGGUCCACCACCACCACCGUUCACAGGGGUUAAAGAGAAAACAGGUGGAGGUCCACUACCACCACUGUUCAGAGAGCCUGAGGGGAAACAGGUGGAGGUCCACCACCACCACCGUUCUAAGAGACAGAGGAGAAAACAGGUGGAGGUCCACCACCACUCCUGUUCAGAGAGGCUUUGGAGAAAACAGGUAGAGGUCCACUAUUGCGGCAUUAUCAUGCCAAAAUCCCGCGAGAGGAAUAUCGGAGCCCUCGCGCGGACAAUGUCUGCUCGCUGGCUCAUGCUGCUCACUCGCGAGGAAGACGAGGAAGCGGGAGUCGUCUCGGUGUCUCGGCCACAUGGCAGAUCAUCGGGAGAUGAGGUUCAGGUUCAGGGAGAGCAACUGGCAGGGAGCAGCAGACAGCCUCUCACACAGGGACAGCAGCAGUCUGCUCUUGGCAACAGGGAGCAAGCUGGGAUGAGAUGCAUUCAGGUAGCCCAGGGGCAGCAGAGAACUCCUGGUGGUUCUCCAAGAACAUCAAGAAACACAGUGGAGCACAAUAUGGCCAGUGCUUUUCCUGGACUGUUCAAAUCAGGGAAAGGCUACACUCCAUAUCCCAAAAGAAGGACUGCCAGUGUCAGAUCUACGUCUAUUCAGUUUUUUCUGCUGGAUAAGUGCGCUGAGCGAACACCAAAGUCUUCUGACGAGAUGACCCUUCUCCAGGCUGGACUUGGCCGACGGACUGUCAGUAUUCCUGAACAUGCUGACCAUUCCCAGAUAUCAACAAUACUCAUGGAUACAUACCCAAAAAUGGCCCCACUGGAAGGUGCCUGGAUGCUGUAUAAAGCCGCUGGAGGAUCAGGACAGCGGAAAUUAAGUAUUCUGGCACCAGAGGCAGAAGGCUACACUGGAGCCUACAUUGCCAAAGCUUUUGGUGGAAAGGGCUGCCUGUACAUCAUGCCCAUCCAGGAUACUUUAGACACCUCACCCUUGCCAUACACAUCCAAGGAGUUUGAAAAGAUGCCAAAAGCCCGAUGUGCCACUUGUCAUCUGAACAUGCCAAUUCAGCUAUUGGCUUUACAUACCCAGGAAUGUGAGCCAGGUAGCUCUGCAGACAGCAGAUCCUUUGAAUCGACUUUGGAACCUGAUGUGGUGGUGAUAGAUGUGGAUUCUCCAGCUUUGAGCAGUCCUGUGAACACAUCCCGAUUUGUGACCCCAUCUACAGCUGUCUCUCAGAAGAUGGAGGUUAAGGUGGCCUGUCCGUUGUGUGCCAAGUUGUUUCCAGAGUAUUCUGUUGAAGUACAUGCCAGCACCUGUGGAGAAAGUACUGGGCGAGAGAUGGACACCACUGAAUUGAAUGAUGACAGGCAUGCGGUAGAGGAACUUGGAGGGGAAGAUAACCAGUGUAACAGUCUGGCCAAAGUCAUCCACACAUUGCAGGGACGUGUUGACACAACUGCAAUUUUCAACAUUUGUGUCACAAGAGAGGACCUGUUUACCAGGGGCAUGGGACAGUGGAAGCGACAGAAGAAGUCUUCUCCACAAAAUCCUCUCAGAGUUUCUUUCAUAGGAGAACCAGGAGUUGACAAUGGGGCUUUGAGGAAAGAAUUCUUAACAGAAAUGAUGACAGGUAUUGAAGCCCACUUAUUUCAGGGAGGAAGUGCUGGGAAAAACCCCAAUUAUUCAAUCACAGAGUACCAUAAAGAGAAUUUCAAAACAGCUGGAGAGAUCAUUGCUGUCUGCAUAACACAAGGUGGUCCUCCACCAAACUUCUUCCGAGAGUGGUGCUUUGCCUACAUCUCUACUGGGGAGAUUAACAAAGACCUCAUUUGCAAAGAUGAUGUAACAGAUCCAGAGCUCAGACAACUUAUAGAGGAGGUCGAGAUGGCUGAACCUGAAGCUCUAAACAACCUAAUGGACAGAAUAUUGGCAUGUGGAUACAGUGGUCUUCUAACACAGGACAGGAAGGAAGAAAUAAUCAAGGCCAUUAUCUUGCACUCGUGUCUUCGUAUCUUACCGAUGCUGCAGCAAAUUUCCUCAGGGAUGCAGCUCUAUGGCUUGAAUGAGAUGAUUGGACAGCAACCAAACACAUUCCGGCCACUGUUUGUUCCUGGGCUUUUGGAAAAGCCGGACGCUGAAUUCCUGAUUGGAUCCUUGUCUCCAACCUUGAGUGAUCAAGGCUCACUAAAACGUCAGAGGGAAUCAAAGAUUGUGAACUUCUUUCAAGAUUUCCUCCAACAGAUUGAAGAUGAAGAGGAGGAAAAUUGCUUCCUGAAGGAGACCAUGAAGACCAUGCAGACGGAGUGUGAGCUUGAAGCUGGACAUGGGACAGAGAUGGAGAAACCUAAAAUCACUGACAUUGUUCAGUCAUACAGUUGA